Messenger RNA from Stegastes partitus (bicolor damselfish), 3492 nucleotides. Its product is annotated as basement membrane-specific heparan sulfate proteoglycan core protein-like. The transcript has 11 exons. The record is from RefSeq and is a predicted model, not a curated record. Gene Ontology annotation, cellular component: cell-cell junction; plasma membrane. The annotation marks the transcript as partial. Gene Ontology annotation, biological process: cell-cell adhesion. Gene Ontology annotation, molecular function: cell adhesion molecule binding. NCBI's taxonomy places the organism in Eukaryota, Metazoa, Chordata, Actinopteri, Pomacentridae.
GAUGUGAAGGAAGUUCAAAUCACCGGGGACAGGAACCCAAAGAUGGGGGACACUCUGAAUCUGACCUGCAGCGUUGAAAGUUUCCCUCCAUCAUUUAUUGCAUGGACUAAACACAAUCACAAUGGCAGCCUGAGCAAAAGCUCCACAUCAUCCACACUUGUCAUUCCUAACAUGACAGCAGAACAUUCUGGACUGUACAUCUGUGAAGCAUCUUACAGGAGAAGGUCUCUGUUUUCAUAUGUCAACAUUACUGUGAGUUCAGAUCUUGAGAGAAAUAGUGGAUCUUCCUGUCCAGUUCUUUCCUGGGUCGUUGCCGGUGUGUCUCUCAGUGUCAAUGUUCUCUUCAUAUUCUUCAUAUCUUGUCUUUGGAACUCAAGAAAGAAGGUGAAGCCAAAUCAAGAGGACAGCACUUACGUGUCGCUGCAAAAGACAGACGUAUCACCAGAGUAUGAGGUUAUUACCCAGCGUCGAUGUAAGCUGAUCCGUUCCAACCCUACAGUGUUUAGAAUAGCAUCCCCAUCUUCCAGGCAUGAUGUGAGCUAUGUGAAGGACCUUCAGAUCACAGGGGAGACACGCGUGAAGGAGGGUGAGAGUCUGAAUCUGAACUGCAGCGUUGAGAGUUUCCCUCCAUCGGUUCCAACGUGGACCAAAUCUACCAACGAAAACAUGCAAAAUGGAACAGAAGCUGCUCUGCAGAACGGCACUGAAGCCUACCUGCAGGAUGAAAGUGGACUCAGCUCCUUUACCAUCUCCAACGUGACAGUAGAAGAUUCUGGUCAGUACAUCUGCACAGCAAAACAUCUGAAGGAAAUCGUCAACGUUACCGUGAUAUAUAAAAGGAAACCUCGGAUCACAGGCGAUGCAACCGUUAAGGGCGGCGGCGUUCUGAAUCUGACCUGCAGCGCGGAAAGUUUCCCUCCGUCUCUUAUUAUGUGGCGUAAACUUCCAACACAAGACAGCACAACUUCCAACAUACAGCUGCACAACGGAACUGAUGGUGUACUGCACAGCGACACCGGAUCGGCCACCCUCAUCAUCCCUAACGCGAAAGCAAAUGAUUCUGGACAGUACGUCUGUACGGCAAAGCACCUGGACACGACUGUGGCUGUGUAUGCUGAUGUGACUGUGACCUGGUUCUCAAUCGUCCGAAAUGGCUCUGGAUGCGUGGUGGAAUCUGAAGUCCUGACCUGUGUGUGUAAGAGCGAGGGGUUUCCUUUACCAACCAUCCAGUGGCCGCUGCUGAGGAAGCACGCUGACUAUUCCGUCAACACCAACGUGUCAAACCACGCCGUCAGCAGCACGCUCAUCCUGACUGCUAAAAACCUCGGCAACGAGGCCGUCGAAUGCUUCAGCAGCAAUGACAACGAGAACGCAACAGAAAGCAUCCCCGUCCAAAAAAAGCCGUCCGACCUCGGUGGUACAUCCCAAAAAGUAUUUGACGUUGUUUCAAGGCUGGAGAUCAUCAUUGCCUUUUUGAGCGGGGUUCUUUUUUCCGCCUUUUUUUGCUGUUUCGCCCAAAAAUGCUACAGAAGAAAGCAAAAGGAAUCUGGACAUUUGGACGAGACUCUGGAGAUGGUGACCAGUCAAGAUGAUCCAGCGGUAAGUGACGGUCAAGCAGAGCAAGAUGAUCAGACCCACGCCCCAGAAGGAGCUGAGAAUGGAGCUGUGGCAGCAGAGAAAGCAGCUCCUGAACACAACAGCGGGCCAAAAGACGUGGAGUACGCCAGCAUUAACUUCUCCCGGUUGAGAAGAAGGAGUCCCAGAGAGGCGGCAAGGAGAAAAGAGAGCACUGAGACGGAAUACGCUGAAAUUAAAAGAGAAGUGAAAGAGGAGAGGGGAGAUGAGGGCGAUGGAGGUGAGGGGGAAAUGUUGGCGGGCGAAAAGGAGGAGGUGGUGAUGGAGGAGGAAGAGGAGGAGGAGGAGGAGGCGGAGGCAAAACCUCGUGAGGCAGAAGAGGAGAAGGAGGAAGAGGAGGCGGUGUACUCCAACGUGAAGGAUAUAAUGGAUGAGAUUUGAGGACUGUCGCGCGGCGGAGUUACCCGACGAUGAAGUUUCUUUGAUCUCAUCGGACGGGAUGAACCGAUGCGAUUCGCUGGUGAUGGUUUAAGUGAAUGAGUGACGGCCCUGUGGACAGUUUCUACUCCAUGACUUUCAAACACCAAAGUGGAAAACUGAAGUGACUGAGACACAUCUCCACGCCGUCUACAUGUUAGCGUAGCGGCUGUGCAUAUCCAUUCACUCAGCAUUUGCGAAUUAGACCUGCACGAUGCUCAGGAGCAAAUAUCUCUUCAGCUCAUGAUAUCUGGUGUGUAUUUUUCUUCAGGCUUCAGCGCCAAUUCUGUAAGAUACCUUCAAAAAGAUGAGAAUUUCUUUUCGACGCUAGCAAUCAAAUCUGGCCUGCGGUAAAGCAGCCCUGCACCGUGAUGCUUCCUCCAGCGUACUCCAGCUUUAGGAUCAUGUUCAUGUUGGUAUGUAGUGCUGCGCAUUCUCCCACAAGAUCCUUCCCCCGGGGCUUUCUUUGGCAAACCUCAUACAUACAAGAGCAGUGGUUUCCUCACACCUUUCCUGUACGAUGAUGUCAACAUUUACACUCUGUAUUUUUUUACUUCUCGCAAAGCUAUUAAGGUGUCAAAGCCGCAAUACCUAAAACAAGCGCCCUGCUGCCUUGAACUUUUAGGGGUUAUAAAAAGCAGUGCUGUGAAAACUUCUGCAGCAGAUCACAAAACACACGUCGUCGUUACAUUACGGGUCAAAAGUUCCUCUCCGGCUACAUUCUUUGCACGACAUAGGACCUUUUCUAGUUGGUUUUCAUUGGGUCAUAUUAGCAAAUACUAUACAUAUGAUGGUAUGAUUAGAACUUUAGAUUAAACGGAAAUGGUGGUGUGGUUCACUUUAAUCAUCACCAUGUUAAAAAAAAAGUCUGGUAUCAAACGCUUUUAUUUAAACGUUAAUUUUUUGUUUAUUUAUUUAUUUAUUUCAUAUCAUACCAGUGUGGAGUGUUUCUCAUGCGUUUAGUGUGCGAGGAUGGAGAAACGACACAUGUUUUAAAUUGUUGACAUCAAAUAAUCGGACUCACAAAAGACUUACCGACUAAUCACAGUAAAACAAGCAAAGACAGGCCUUGGGUAUGAAACUAAUACUACUGUUGGGGGAUUUUAAUCUUCUCUCAGUUUAAUGUUCUGCAAAUGAAUGUGCACUGAUGAACACUUUCACAUUGACUGUACAGUAUAAAUGAGGAGAUGCCAUGCCAGACUGCUUAUUCAGGCGUAGCGGGAGGCGAAGUGAAAGUCAGCGACUCUGGGUGUUUUAAAGAAAACAGGCCAAUGAAUCGGUUGUGGUCAUAAGGAGAGUUACCAGAGCACCAGACUGAGAGUUAAAAUGUUACUGGAAGUGAAAAUUUAAGAGCUUCCUUUCAACUCAGGGUUAAAGUUGUUGGUUUUUUGGUUUUUUUUUUUUUAAAAUCAAACCCACUUCCACACAACCACACAACUC